AUGGCGCCCUCCGUCGUUACCCUCGACACCACCUCCGACUUCGACUUCACCCCCUCCUCUGUCACAACCGCCACGACAACACCUGCGAAGCGCACCCUCCUUCUCGCCCCCCCCUCCAUAGCCUCCCACCCCCACAAGCUCCAGACCCUUCUGGCCUCCCACGAUCGCGCCACCACAGACCUGCAGAUGCUCGACCGCCUCUCGGCCGGCCACGUCUCCCUGCCCCAGUCCGCCUACGACCUCGUCCUCGUCCUCACCGACGCCGACGGUUCCCGAGUCGAGUCCACCCGCCUCCUCUCCGCCCGCGCCGUACUCUCGGCCGUCGCCGAAUCCCUCAAGCCAUCCGCGCAGCUGAAGGCCCAGGAUGGCGGCAACCUCGCUAACGACCCGACCGUCGCGCGCGAGGCCGUCCUCGCUGGUCUGGUCGCCGCCGCUGGGAGCUUCACGAAGCCGGAUUAUGACGAGGACCAGGUCGUCACAUUGAGUUUCGGAAGGAAGAAGGCGUCACCGCAGUCCAACGGCGCUGUGUCGCUGGGGAGCAAGCCCGCCACUGCGCCCCCCGUUUCAGCGCCCCCCGCUGGCGUGGGCUUCGUCGACUUUAGCGAUGAUCUCGAUAUGGACGACGACGACGACGACCUCAUCGACGAGGAUACCCUCCUCACAGACGCGGAUCUCUCGCGUCCUCUCAACAUCCCCCCCGAAUGCGCCCCCAAAGCCGGAAAGCGCCGUCGCGCCUGCAAGGACUGUACCUGCGGCCUCGCCGAGCGCAUAGCCGCUGAGGACGCCGCCGCCCGUGCCUCCGCCGACAAGGCCCUGGAGGCCGUCAAGCUUGGCGCCGACGACCUCGCCGAGGUUGACUUCACCGUCCAGGGCAAGGUCGGCUCUUGCGGCAACUGCGCCCUCGGCGACGCCUUCCGCUGCGACGGCUGCCCCUACAUCGGACUGCCGCCCUUCAAGCCCGGCGAGGAGGUGCGCAUCCUCAACAACGAUAUCCAGCUGUAG
Colletotrichum higginsianum IMI 349063 is the source of this 1002-nucleotide messenger RNA. RefSeq names its product Fe-S cluster assembly protein DRE2. Gene Ontology annotation, cellular component: cytoplasm. Gene Ontology annotation, molecular function: iron-sulfur cluster binding. The record is from RefSeq and is a predicted model, not a curated record. The transcript is spliced from 2 exons. Gene Ontology annotation, biological process: iron-sulfur cluster assembly. The coding region runs from base 1 to 1002 and encodes 333 amino acids. NCBI's taxonomy places the organism in Eukaryota, Fungi, Ascomycota, Sordariomycetes, Glomerellales, Glomerellaceae.